AUGUCUUCAGGGACCGAAAUUAUUCGCCGGAAUCGUCCGGGUACAAAGAGAGAAGAGUGGUGUCAAUGGCCAGAUGAGGUCUUUGAUGAAGUCGACACGGUUCUUGCUGUCCAACAGAUUAUUCAACAAAUGAUCCGAAAAGACUUUAAAAAUGUUGAUGCUAUUUUAACUGAGCCACAGGGUCAAGAUCUUGGCGUAUGGAAGUACGAACAUCUGCGUCAAUUCUGCAUGGAGUUAAACGGUUUAGCCGUCCUCCUUCAAGACCACUGCACUCCUGAGACCUGUGCUCAAAUGACAGCGACAGAACAGUGGAUUUUUCUAUGUGCUGCUCACAAGACUCCAAAAGAGGCAUGUCCAGCCAUCAAUUACACCCGUCACACCUUGGACGGCGCAGCUUGCUUGCUGAACAGUAGUAAAUAUUUCCCCAGUCGAGUCACAAUAAGGGAUUCGUCAUUAGCCAAAUUGAGUUCCGUUUGUCGUCGUGUGUAUCGAAUCUUCUCACAUGCCUACUAUCAUCAUCGCAGCCUUUUCGAUCAGUUUGAAGAGAAAACUGCCCUCUGUCAGCGCUUUACAGUAUUUGUGCUGAAGUACAAUCUGAUGAAUAAACAGAAUCUCCUCGUUCCCAUAGCCGGAGCCGACAUUGAGGAAGUCAGUUCAGCUGAUGGUGGCAGUGGGGGCGGUAGUGAGGCUUCCGAGGCCACCACAAUCUCUGAUACCGCCAAUGUCAACUCGUCUGGCAUGUCGACCGGUCUGUGUGCAGACCAGGCGAAUUUGUCUUCGGGAGUCGGCUAUCGAGUGACUCGUCAGUUUUCAAUGAUUGGGUGCCUUUUAAGCGCCGCAAUUAGGCCUAUCCAGGAUGAAAGAAGUACCCUUGGCUUCUUACUGAUAUAA
Messenger RNA from Echinococcus granulosus, 891 nucleotides. Its product is annotated as Mps one binder kinase activator-like 3. Gene Ontology annotation, cellular component: cytoplasm. Bases 1 to 891 code for a protein of 296 amino acids. The record is from RefSeq and is a predicted model, not a curated record. NCBI's taxonomy places the organism in Eukaryota, Metazoa, Platyhelminthes, Cestoda, Cyclophyllidea, Taeniidae. The transcript is spliced from 6 exons.